UGGGGUGGAGAGGCUGUCUCCCCAGCGCUCUUCAGCAAGAUAGCUGGAGCCCAGCGGCUAUGCUGCUUCUCUCCUCCUCUGCAGUUCACAUAAGGUGAAAGAACUCGGCCCGAAGACCCUUACCGGGUAAGUUUGUAAGAUAAGCUUACGGAAAUGAUCAUGACAGUCCUGUACUUCGAGGCUCUGAAUCAGAAAAAGGUCUCAGAUAGCUGGCAGCCCCAACCUCUGCCCAGCUUCACUGUGUUGUCCUGCUGACAAGAUGCUUGUUCAUAGUGAACUCUGAGAUAAGGCUCGGCAGCGUCAGAAAUUGAUCAAUUCUUAGCGUAUAUGCCUUGUUUUAUUUUAGUGAAUUAUUCAUGCGUUCCCUUGCUGUUUCAAACUAUAGAAUAUUCUUUCAACUUACCAUGUGAUUAACAAGUGAGUUUCAGAGCUGCUGUAACACUGUGCUGUGAAGAACUUCUUGUAGGACCAUACUUUCAUUCACAUUUGUUUUGGCAAGUUACAAUAUUUUUUUUCAGAGAGUGGAAGGCAGCUUAGAAGAGAGAGACUGCUGUUUGUGGAGUGUUCAGCCUUAAAAAGGAGGCAAGUUUUUGGUUUGUUUGUUUUGGGCAGUUUGUAUUUUUUCAGAAACCAGAAACAAUAAGGAGAGAAAAUGAAUGACUGAGGCCAGCACCUCUGUCUCAAAUCGCUUUGUCUGUAUUGAGUUUGAUUUUGCAACAAGAAAAAAAAAAGUACAGUUGUGUUCUUUGGGAGAUAUUGCUAAUCUUAUUCUCCUCAUCUGCAAUAGGCAAACAAGAGAAAUCCAAGGGAGCAAGAACAUUAAAGCUCUAUCAGCUGAGUUCCUGAUGAAGGUGCUAAGCAGUUGCAAUGCACCCAAAACUUUAAAUGCAAAAGAUAUGGAGGCUUUAACUGCACACCCAUCAGAGGAGGAUCUCAAAAAACGUCACUUCUUCAUGACUUGUGAUAAUGAAGAUGAAGCAAGUCAGCUGAUUGAUCGUCACAGGAAAAGAAAGAAUGUAAUAUCUUUGCCAUUUAUGUUCAGACGAUCUACCCAUGAGUCAGAAACUCAGGGACAUCUAGAAUCUGAGUUGAAAUCACCUUUGUUUGAUUACCCUCUGUCACUUGUUUACGGUGUUGAAGAUACACUUCCCAAAUCUAUACAGGAUAUUCUUAUGAUACUCUUCCGGAAAGGACCAUUCACUGAAGGCAUAUUCCGGAAAGCUGCUAAUGAGAAGGCACGCAAGGAGCUGAGAGAGGAAUUAAACGCCGGAGACAAUGUUGCCUUAGAAAAAAAAUCUGUAUAUCUGUUAGCUGCGGUUUUUAAGGAUUUCCUCCGAAACAUUCCGCACAAGCUGUUGCUGAGUGAGCUUUAUGAUGAGUGGAUGACAGCAUUGGAAAAAAUAAAUCCUCAAGAGAGAACUGAAGCCAUGAAAGGGGUUGCAAGCAAACUGCCAAAGCCGAACCUUCAUUUGCUCAAGCACUUACUUUCUCUUCUUCACCACAUUAGCAAAAACUCAGAAGUCAACAAAAUGGAUUCUAGCAACCUUGCCAUCUGUUUUGGACCAACCAUGCUGAGUCCAAAUAAUGACAAAAGUCUGCCACUUGAAAUCCAGAAAGAGCUGGCUGAUAAGGUGAAGGCACUGGUGGAAUUCCUCAUUAAUAACUGUUCGGAUAUAUUUGGAGAAGAAAUCUACUCACUGUUCUGUAUGAAUACUGAUAAUUCCCUGGAUAUGUCAGAAACACUGUCACCAAACCAGCACCAUGAUUCUGCUUAUGACAGCACAGACUUUGAAGGGGAAUGCAGUUCCAGUGAUCUUCAGUCCAAGGGCUUAUCACACACUAGCAGGCCAAGCAGUACAGAACUGUACCCCAAACAGCCACUAACCCAGAUCCCUUCUGCCUUGCCACUGACUCAUUUUAAAAGAACAGUGAGCAAACUUGACAGGAGGUUCUCAGAACCAGACUUGUGGUCUUCCAAGGGCUCCCAGGAAGGCUGUGUGAGAUUUCCAAAGCCUUCUAAAAGUGAGGAGAAUUUUAUUCUGCAGAAGGAAUUGGGACAGAAGUGUAGAGGGCUGAGAAUGAGAAAGCAGACAGUCGAAUCCCAUCUUUCAGGUCUCUACAGGAACAAAAAGCCAUCAAAUCUGACAAUAAAAGGCAACUUGCCGUCAGAAUUGUCCAGUGAUUCUUUACUCAGCACAUCUUCUUCCAGUUCACUAGACAGUGCUUCCUCUGUCUCGGACUCUUCUGUCUUCACUAGCUCACCACUCUCGUCACCUUCUAUCUUCAAGAACAGUGUCUUAACUCAGCCACGGUCCUUCUCUCCCAAGAUUUCAAAUGGAAGUGACAGAGCUGUUCCAGAACUCAAGAAGCACUCCAUGUCAUUUUCUGUGGCAACCUGCAAGAAGAUGCUGGCAAAAACUGAAAGUUGUGGCAUAGGAGGCUUUCAGAGGGGCAGUUUCAAAAAGUACCCCAGGAAAGAAAGGCCUCUUUCCUGUCAAAUUGUUCAAGCAACUCAUGUGACUGUUCCCAGUCCAGAACCCCCAGGAUGUCAACUGAGAUCCCGUUUCAUGUCAGCAGAUGAAGUAUUUCGACUUGUGGAUCAGAAGAAACCUAGAAGUCCCCCUUCCUACGAAGAGGCAACCAAACACUUUUCUGCUGUUAGACUUCCAUUACACAAUAAUUUAAGGGCUCCUCCUCUGAGGUUCGUCAAGGUGCCUCAGGAUUCUAAAUCUCAGUGCCUGAGGCUCAAGAAAGAGGUCACAAACAAAGCAAAUGAGGACCUUUUUAAUGACAGACCCUCUUUGAUCAAUGCCUCCCAGGACAAAACACCAGUGGUUGAUUUUGUUAUUGGAAUACAUUCACGGGCAAAUUUGCCUCUGACCCCUCAAGUCUAUCGCCUCAGGACCAUGUCUGGGUCAUAUCAAAAGAACAAGCAAGAAUACUUGACGCGACGGAGUAGUCAGAUAACUUUUGAGCACUUACAGUGUGCAAAAGAAUCCUAUGUUUAACUUAAUUUUCUCAUUUCAAUACAAAUGUAUACAUUUUAUGCAAUGCAUGAAAGCAUGACUUUUGCCAAAUACUAUUACCUAAGCUCAUAUAAAUCCAAC
Molecule: messenger RNA, 3107 nt
Organism: Python bivittatus (Burmese python)
Lineage: Eukaryota; Metazoa; Chordata; Lepidosauria; Squamata; Pythonidae
Gene: TAGAP
Product: T cell activation RhoGTPase activating protein
Biological process (GO): signal transduction; regulation of Rho protein signal transduction
Molecular function (GO): GTPase activator activity
Source: RefSeq, a predicted model, not a curated record